This is a messenger RNA of Etheostoma spectabile (orangethroat darter), 687 nucleotides long. Its product is annotated as protein LTO1 homolog. NCBI's taxonomy places the organism in Eukaryota, Metazoa, Chordata, Actinopteri, Perciformes, Percidae. The record is from RefSeq and is a predicted model, not a curated record.
AUGUGUCCCCCUCCAGACAGGCAGGCCAGCACUGCUCUGUUGGCGGAGGGCGCAGAGCCGGUUGCCUGCUGGAAACCGCCAGAAACCACACAUGAAGAUGCUGGCGGUUUUAAAGAAGAAGAAGAUAUAUUUGGAUUUCUGCUGGCGGAUGAAAGGUUCCGAGGGGAGGGCUACCGAGAGGGAUUUGAUAAAGGGACCCACCGAGGACUGCAAGACGGUCGGCGACAUGGAACCGCUCACGGGGCAAAGCUGUCCACUGAGAUUUCCUUCUAUUAUGGGUUUGCCGUCACGUGGAAAUGUCUCCUCCAACACAAUACAAAUGUAAAAUCAGGGAAGCGUAUGAAAGCAGUGGAAGCUCUCCUGGGUUUGAUCCAAAACUCCCCUCAUGAUGAUCCGCAGUCUGAAAAGCUACAGGAACACAUGGAGAGACUUCGUGCCAAGUUCAGACAGGUCUGCUCUAUGCUGAGUGUCCCGGCUGACUUCAACGAUUACAUCAAAUCUUGCGAGGGGACUUCUUUCUGAACCCGGCCUGAUUGGGAGGAGAUGUUGAGACCACUCUGCGUUCUGGACAGAAGACAGCAAAGUCCUAUCCUGGGAUUGGUCUUCAAUGGAUUUAUUUCAGGGUCUGCAGUGACUGCGUCAGUUUGACAGUCCCUUUGAGAUUAGUCUUGACUUCACAUUCUAGUG